Serendipita indica DSM 11827 is the source of this 1101-nucleotide messenger RNA. NCBI's taxonomy places the organism in Eukaryota, Fungi, Basidiomycota, Agaricomycetes, Sebacinales, Serendipitaceae. The record is from the annotation of a GenBank genome assembly.
AUGGACAAUAUCGAAGUUAUGCCGGCACCCGUCCGCCACUCUGAGACACAAAAGCCUCCGAGACCACCGAUCGUCCUGGUGCGCUCCUGCUUGGACCCAGCCGCGACUCUCGGGUUUCGAUUUUUCGUCUUUAGCAUGAGCACAAACUCGACAGAGAUGGGCGGGGCGGGGUCGAUCCCGGGCUUGCCUGUACACGCAACGCUGUAUGGGUAUGUGCCGACGAAAUGGGUGUGCGCGCUCAUGAUAGCGCUCUUUGGGCUCUCGAUGCUUCUCCAUAUUGGCCAGGCCGUAAAAUUCCGCAUAUGGUGGCUAUUCCCUACUAUCAUCCUGGGAACGCUCUCCGAGGUCAUAGGGUGGGGUGGGCGUCUGUGGUCCUCGUCAGAACCCCGUAUGCUCAACCCUUACUUGAUGCAGAUCACCACCACAAUCUUGGGCCCUUCGUUCAUGACUGCGGCCAAUUUUACUAUUCUUGGGAUCAUCAUUCGCCUUCUCGGCCCACAGUAUAGUUGGCUGAGUCCCCGAAUGUAUCUCAUCAUCUUCUUGACGUUUGAUCUCAUUGCACUCGUCGGCCAGGCUGUAGGUGGCGCAAAAGCCUCGCUGGCUGCAGAAACAGGCCAGGAUCCCACUCCAGGAGGGAACAUCAUGUGCUACUUUAUCAUCGUCCAAAUGGCGGCCAUUUCGUUGUACACGAUUUGCGCAUCAGAAUUCCUCCUCCGUUACCACUUUAAUAAGCCCGUCCGACGUGUCAAACCCUUUAUCGAAACGCCAAGCGAGCAGGAUGAGACUGCGUCUGACGGUGUGGGGUCACGCACGAUGGACAGGGGGAUCAUCUUGCAAUUGGUUGGGAUGGGCAUUUCGACAGUCUUCAUCCUCAUUCGAAGCGUCUACCGAACCAUCGAGCUAUUGGACGGAUGGACUGGACGCAUCAUCACGACCCAGCUGUACUUUAAUGUACUGGACGGUGCCUGCAUCGUUAUUGCCGUCUACGCAAUCAACAUCUUUCACCCUGGUUGGCUAUUGUCCGAUCACGCGCGGACGAUGGGAAGAAAGCCAAAGCCUACCGUCUUUGAAGGAGAUGCAGAAAAGACGCAAGACACAUAG